GGAAAGGGCGAAAGGCAAGAAGACUGGAGCUGAAAAAGAAAUGUGUGUUGCAGAGAUAUUACGAGCUAAAACGCAAAAAAGUGAAACUAAAAUUGUGAGAUGUCAAAUGCGCCAAACUGACAGAUGUUUUCCGUGAUGAAGGGGCCAAGGUUGCAGAUGACUGUUGGACUGCUGCGCAUUGACAGCUGAGAGGAGUUUCCAGCAGGGCUUGAGAAAAGACCACAGAAAGCUGUCGGCUACCUGAUGACUGGCUGGGUGCAGCAGAGUCUGCACUGUGGCCUCUGCUGAAAGAAGUGGAUAUAUCUGCUCCAAAGAGAGAAGUGACAGCUGAUGUCCUGGCCCUGACACUCUGCUUUAUCAGCUCUGCAAAGCCUGUCUGCUUCCUAACCAGCUGUAGGUCCCAUGGCCUCCCUGUCUGUUCCUGGCACUGUCAGGAGCACAAAGGUCAUAUUCUGCUGGGACAUGCUGGUAGUGAAGAUUUAAGAUUUAGAAGAUUUUACUGAUGAGAAAAUAGAAGACAGCUGGUCGAUGUCAGUGGGUUUCCACAGUCAGAGAUUCCCAAGUUUAUCGACACCUAACAUCAAUGAGGCCUCAAGUAAGGAUGUCACUGCUUCACUGCACAGGAAUGUCCUGUCAUGGGGUGUGUGGCGGGGGCAAGAGGAGAAGGAGAGUGUGUCUCUUAGAGCAAUAACACACUCUGCCUCCGCUCAGACUGCAGAUAGCCGAUCUUACAGGGGAGUUUCCAACCUGUCCAGGGUUGCGAGUGUCCCAGAUGUGGUGGAACGGUGGCCAAAGUCAACAUUUUCCUCCAUCACCAUCGCAGCCCAGAGGAUUUUGCCGUCACCACAGGACCCCGUGUAUCCAUCUUCUCCAGCACAGCCUGUGACGGCAUCAACUCCACUGAAACUACCGGAAAGUUUUGAAGGAAGAGCCUCAUCCAUACCCACGAGCACAAUGAGAGUGUCAAACUCCCAAACGGACGUGUGCAGACAGAAUCUUUCUGUCUUGAAGCCAAAUGAGUUCAGACAGGCCUUCUCACCAGCUGAUGGAUUGGCAGUGAGAGAUCAAGGGAAGAGGAAAGUACAACUUGUACAACGCAGACUGAACUGCACAGAGAGCAACAGAAAGCUGGACAGGAUAGGUGGCUCGUUAAUGAACCUGUCCUCACAGCCUUCCUUCCGGUCUUGUAUCCAUCUUGAGGUGCCACUGAGGUCCACUAGCUCUGUUUUGUUUUUGGACAAGUCACUUUCCAUUUCCCUUGUGGAACUAGAGGAAAGAAGAGCAGGUCAACCCCCUUUGUACAGGUCUACCUUGUCUGUUCGCCUCGGUGUCUCAUCCUGCCUCAGAUCCUCCACAGAUAACAAAGCAAGCAAAAUAAAUGAGGGUUACGGGAGACCCAGAGCAGCCAUGUUGGGGCGAAACAAGCGCAGUGGCCGAGAGAGUGGUUCGGAUCAGUGCAGCAGAAGCCCUCUAUCAAAGCACAGGGGCCACAAGGUCGAGCAAAUAGCACCCGCUCAUGGUGUUAACAGCAAGGCUGAUGAUUCAGGCACACAGUGCCACAGCACUACUUUGGGAUUAUUGUCAUUCAGAGGGCCAAGCCCCUCAAACACAAAGGCUGGCAGGCAGAAGGGGAAUGCAGAUGAGGCAGCCUUCCCUAUCCGUAGCAAUUUCAGGCACAGGCAGCACACUUCCAAUAUUGGCCCAGUGGACUCCAGAACUUGGAGCAAGCAAGCUGGGAGAGAAAAGACAGAGGAACAACAACAUGACUCUUCCUCGGAGCCUCAACAUGUCUCGGAUCAGACCUGUCAUUCCCAACUUAAGGCCAAUUCUCUGGAAGGCACAUCCAAGACUCUCAGCCUCAAAGAGGCUCUGGAGCUCUUCAGGCCAGACUUCAUCAGCCGAUCUCAGGGUCGGGUGAGGAGGUUGGAGCAGAGGGCUAGGAGAAGGAAAUCGCUGCAGGACUCCAAUCCAGACCUGGUGCAGGGCCUCAGGGAGGAUCGAAGCAAGCAAAAGAGGAACUGCACCACCCCAGAUCCACUUAGUGAUAACCUUUUCAAGCCUAGAGAGAGGUCUAUAUCAGGCAGAGAGAUGCAGCUGAGGUCCAGACGGAUUUACAACAAGCUGCCAGAGGUGACAAAGAAGAAAGAGGAGGAGAAAAAGAGGGCUGUAUCACAAACCAACAGAUUGCGAGCAGACGUCUUUAAAAAGAGACUUCUGAACCAGAUCCUGCAAAGAUAAAUGAGAGACACCGAAAGGCAAAUGGAGUUCAUUCACGGACCAUUCUUCAAUUUUCUCAAUAUAAAUUGGCUUUGCAGUUAAUCAUCUAUGCAUAUCAUUCCCACUGUUGUAUCUUUGUUCUUUGAAAGUAGUGCAACAAAAAUAUGUUUUGCUGUUCCCAGGGUGACAGGAAGACAUGUUUGGUGAAGCUUACUUGAUUUGUCAUCAGUGUUUAAAGAUAUAAUUUGAUCUGACAUGUAGCAAAGACACAUUAAGAAAUCUUUGCUUGUGCCACAUUGGCAGAUGACAGCAAAACAAGCAAUUUUGUUGUCUAAAAUUCAUUCGUUCAUGUAUUAUCCAUCACCGCUUAUCCUGGUAUAGUGUCGGGGGAGAGAUGGAGCUUACCCCGGGUGUCACUGGGCGAGAAGCGGGGUACACCCUGGACAGGUUGCCAGACUAUCACAGGGCUGACACAUAAAAAUAGACAACCACAUAUGCUUACGUUCACACCUACAGGCAAUUUAAAGUCACAAGUUAACCUGCAUGUCUUUGGACUGUGGGAGGAAGCCGGAGUACCCGGAGAAAACCCACGCUGACACGGGGACAACAUGCAAACUCCACACAGAACAGCUCCCCUACCCCGGGGUUUGAACCAGGAACCCUCUUGCUGUAUAAAUGCUGAUAAAGGGAGGUGGGACCAAGUCAUUUUGCAAGUCUCAAGUUAGUCUGAAGUCUUUGCACUCAAGUCCAGAGUCAAGUCUGUAGUCAAGACAGGGAAGUCCCAGGUCCGAAACUUUGAGUUUCAAGUCUUAAACAAGUCAUAUUGUGCUAUUCAGCAGAUGAAAUGUCAUUUUAACACAGAAUAACAAUAAAUUAAAUUUACAAAAAUCAUGAGUGCUUUUAAAAUUUGUGUUUAUUUGUUUAUCAAAACAAGUACAAUUGAAAUUAAUCAUAACAACAUAAUGCUGACAUUGCACUUUAAUAGGACAUAGCGCUCUUAAGCAGUACCACAAUUAGCUCAUAGCGCCCACAUUAGCUCGCUAACUAUGCUAAUAUUAGCCUCAGCUCCCUGUUCUUUGUGCAACUUCAAAUGUCAGACGAGAUUGGAUGUUGUUGCGUUUCCGUCCAUAGUUGUUGAACUGCAUGUUUUGCAUACUGCAGUUGUUUUUUUGGUGACCAUUUUGUAGUUUUUGUACACAAAUGAAAUUAUAUUUGGUAUCAUUUUUUCCAAUUAGCACUCACUAAGGUAAGGUUGGUUUGUCAUGGUUCUCUGCAACUUGACUGGAUGCUGUUGGGAUUUAGUGCUGACUGGGAAUGAACAGCAUUAGUGUUGGUUGAUUCAGGAAAUCAAGGAAAAUGAAUUCGCUGGUGGCACAAGUUUGUGAUCUGCAGGCUUGGGGAAAGGUAUCAAGUAGUUUCAAAUCAAAAGUCCUUGGUGUUAAAGUCAAAGUCAAGUUGCAAGUCUUCUUUGAUUUGUUCAAUCUAAAGUCAAGUGAUCAAAGUCAAAUUUGAGACUUCAGUCUGACUGGAGUCCAAGUCAUGUGACUAGGGUCCCCUCCUCUGCUAAUAAGUUAAUUGUUGUCUGCUGACACUGACAAAGCCCAACCUCCUCACCUACCACCAACACACUCAUAAUUAAGGGUUUGACGGCUGAAUUAUUUAAGAAAUGAAACUGUAAUCUGUCUUCCCCGCUCAAAUUAACACCCACUGAUUAAACGCAACACAGAUUAAUCACAGAAUUUUGCUCAUUUCCUUCUUAAUGAUUCCAUUCCUUAUCUACAGUAUCAUUUUCCUCUAAUGUAUCUCAAGUGUCUCGAAAUGAAAUAAAAGCAUUCCAAGG
Molecule: messenger RNA, 4057 nt
Organism: Epinephelus moara (kelp grouper)
Lineage: Eukaryota; Metazoa; Chordata; Actinopteri; Perciformes; Serranidae
Exons: 11
Coding region: 529-2238 (569 amino acids)
Biological process (GO): regulation of centriole replication
Cellular component (GO): cytosol; centrosome; centriole
Source: RefSeq, a predicted model, not a curated record